Molecule: messenger RNA, 1047 nt
Organism: Fonsecaea nubica
Lineage: Eukaryota; Fungi; Ascomycota; Eurotiomycetes; Chaetothyriales; Herpotrichiellaceae
Exons: 1
Coding region: 1-1047 (348 amino acids)
Source: RefSeq, a predicted model, not a curated record
AUGAAGCCGAUUUCAGUCAUACAUCUCUUCUUUUCAAGCGCUUUCGCCUGCUCACGUGUGGCGUAUAAUGCAGGAGCUCAGGAUGGCAAUCGCAUCGUGGUAGCACGAUCUAUGGACUGGUUAACGCCCACGAAUUCGACCAUCUAUGUGUUCCCCGCGGGCCUUAAUCGAACAGGCAAAGCAGGAGAAAAUUCGGCAAACUGGACGAGCAAAUACGGCUCUGUGAUCCUGACGGCCUACGACAUUUCUACCGUGGACGGCAUGAACAGCCAAGGCUUGGUCGCAAAUCUCCUGUACCAUGCGUCCGCCGACUACGGUCCAAGGAAUUUAUCAAUGCCCGCAAUGUCAAUUGCCAUAUGGCCGCAAUACUUCCUGGAUCGGUAUAGCAACGUCAGUCAAGCUGCCGAUGAUAUGUUCGACAAGGACGGCCUGCCCAAAUUCCAAGUCAGGACAAAAGAGGUCGUCCCAGGAGUGAAGACCGAACUGCAUCUCAGCCUCACCGAUGCGACAGGCGACAAUCUGAUUCUCGAAUGGAUCGGCGGAGACCUGGUCGUCCACCAUGGGAAACAAUACAACGUCAUGACCAAUGAACCCAAUUUUGAUUCACAGCUCGCCAUCAAUGAGUACUGGGCAGACAUUGCCAAUGUCUCUCUGCCUGGGACAGAUCGACCGGCGGAUCGAUUCGCGCGUCUUUCACAUUACGUCAACGUCGCCCCAGGUUCAACCGAUCAGACAUCAGCUAUAUCGACGGCAGCUGGCAUGAUCCGUGCAGUCAGCGUGCCAAUGGAGCCCAUUAAUAUUAAGACGCCUAACAUCACCCCAACUUUGUGGAGGACCUAUGCAGACACCAAAGCGAAGAUGUAUUUCUAUGAAAGCGCCUCGGAUGGCAAGUUCUUUUGGGUUGAUUACUCGGACAUAAACUUGGGAAAGACUGGUCAAAUCAUGAAACUACCUCUGAUAGGCGUCAACUGGACCGACAGGGUUGGUGACAUGACGAAUGAACUGGUGGAGUCUGCUUCCUUCCAGUUCUUAGAAAUCGAUACUUAA